CCCAGCAAGGCUACACAGAAGUCCCCCUCAACUGAGGCAAUGGAGGGGGGCCCAGCCAUCUGCUGCCAGGACCCUCGGGCAGAACUAGUAGAACGGGUGGCAGCCAUUGACGUGGCCCACUUGGAAGAUGCAGAUGAUGGCCCAGAGCCUGCUAGGAAUGGCGUGGACCCUCCGCCACGGGCCAGAGCUGCCUCUGUGAUCCCUGGCAGUGCUUCAAGACCCCUCCCAGCCCGGCCCAGCCUCUCAGCUAGGAAGUUCUCCCUGCAGGAGCGGCCAGCAGGAAGCUGCCUGGAGGCCCAGGCUGGGCCUUAUGCCACGGGCCCCCCCAGCCACAUCUCCCCACGGGCCUGGCGGAGGCCCACCAUUGAGUCCCACCGUGUGGCCAUCUCGGACGCAGAGGACUGUGUGCAGCUGAACCAGUACAAGCUACAGAGUGAGAUUGGCAAGGGUGCCUACGGCGUGGUGAGGCUGGCCUACAACGAAAGUGAAGACAGACAUUAUGCAAUGAAAGUUCUUUCCAAAAAGAAGUUAUUGAAGCAGUAUGGCUUUCCACGUCGCCCUCCGCCACGAGGGUCCCAGGCUGCUCAGGGAGGACCAGCCAAGCAGCUGCUGCCCCUGGAGCGGGUGUACCAGGAAAUUGCCAUUCUGAAGAAGCUGGACCACGUGAAUGUGGUCAAACUGAUUGAGGUCCUGGAUGACCCAGCUGAGGACAACCUCUAUUUGGUGUUUGACCUCCUGAGAAAGGGGCCCGUCAUGGAAGUGCCCUGUGACAAGCCCUUCCCCGAGGAGCAAGCUCGCCUCUACCUGCGGGAUAUCAUCCUGGGCCUGGAGUACUUGCACUUCCAGAAGAUUGUUCAUAGGGACAUCAAGCCGUCCAACCUGCUCCUGGGGGAUGAUGGGCAUGUGAAGAUCGCCGACUUCGGUGUCAGCAACCAGUUUGAAGGGAACGACGCUCGGCUGUCCAGCACAGCUGGGACCCCAGCAUUCAUGGCCCCUGAGGCCAUUUCUGAUUCCGGCCAGAGCUUCAGUGGGAAGGCCUUGGAUGUGUGGGCCACUGGGGUCACACUGUACUGCUUUGUCUAUGGGAAGUGCCCGUUCAUCGAUGAUUACAUCCUGGCCCUGCACAGGAAGAUCAAGAAUGAGGUCGUGGUGUUUCCCGAGGAGCCCAGGGUCAGUGAGGAGCUCAAGGACCUCAUCCUGAAGAUGCUAGACAAGAAUCCUGAAAAGAGAAUCGGGGUGCCAGACAUCAAGCUGCACCCUUGGAUGACCAAGAAUGGGGAGGAGCCCCUUCCCUCAGAGGAGGAGCACUGCAGCAUGGUAGAGGUGACUGAGGAGGAGGUGAAGAACUCAGUCAGGCUCAUUCCCAGCUGGACCACGGUGAUCCUGGUGAAGUCCAUGUUGAGAAAGCGUUCCUUUGGGAACCCAUUUGAGCCCCAAGCGCGGAGGGAAGUGCGAUCCAUGUCUGCUCCGGGAAACUUACUGAUGAAAGAAGGGUAUAGCGAAGGGGGCAAGAGUCCAGAGCUCCCUGGCGUCCAGGAAGACGAGGCUGCAUCCUGAGCCCCUGCAUGCGCCCAGGGCCGCCCGGCAGCACACUCAUCCCGCGCCUCCAGAGGCCCACCGCCCUCAUGCAACAGCCGCCCCUGCGGGCAGGGGGCUAGGGACUACGGCCCCUCUCCCGGCCCCCCUCCCCCGUCGUGCUGCAUGACCUCUACGCACGCACGUCCAGGGACAGGAUUGGAAUGUGUAUCAUUUGGGGUUUGGGGACAGGGCUCUCGUGAGGACUUCCUCCUCUUCUUGGCUGUCCUGGCCUGACCCAUUCUGUGGGGAAGCCAGGUGGCCAUGGAGCCUCAGAGACCCCACCCAGCUGGUCAGAAAGGCCCAGGGCAGGAGUCAGGAAACCAAGAUGGCAGGUGGAGGCCUGGCUUACUGCAACUGAAGAAACCUCCUGCUGGGGACCGGGCCGGACUGGCUCAGCUGCCACACGCACAUGGAAGGGGGUGCCCUGCCCACUUUGGGGUGGUGGUACCAGAGCUCUUGUCUAUUUAGACAUUGGUAUAGAGGCUCUGAUCCCUCUUACUGGGGAGAGAGUCGGUACUGGAGAAUUCAGAAUCUUUUUUUUUUUGUUCUUUUACUUUCGUUUUUAACCUGGGGGGUGGGGGGAGAGGCCCUGCUUGGGAACAUCUCAUGAGCUUUCCUACAGCUUUGGGUGGUUUCUAGCACACCCCACCCUUAUUUGGCAGCCAAAUGAACUAGACUGACCUUCUUGGAUUGUGUUUUGCAUUCGGCACCAUCUGGAAGAUGGGCUGAACUGAAUCAAGCUCUGAGCAAACGCCUGAGCCAGGAGCAUCACACCUUCCCUGCCCAUCUCCCUCCCUCUCUCCCUCCAUGAUGCCCCAGAGCUGAGGCUACAGAAGAGACACCAGGGGCCGGCAUCAACUGAGGACCAUGGACUCAUAGGGCUGUGGCCUUGCACAUGCUGAAACAACUGGAAUGCAAUCUCUGAUCCUACAUUGGCCUAACCAUCUGGCCCUGGAAGCUGGCCUCACGAUCCUACUGUGAAGGACAGACUGCCUAGGUUGGAGACGUCACUAGACACAGAACCCUGGAGGGGUGUGCACACUGGGAGGUGGCCUCUUUGCCAACUGCCUUACCCCCAGGACAGUCAGCAGUCAGCCUGUUCAGAGCAGGUGUGCAGGAUCGAGUGUUUGGACAUGGCUCUUCCGAAGUAGGCUUCAUCUUCUCUCUGGGAUCAGUGUCUGUCUGGCUGGCUGGCUUGGUGUUAGCUUACUAAAUGCUCGCAGAGGUUGACCUCCAAAGGGAAAUAAUACAGGACUUGGGUGCCACCCCUGGAAACGUGGGUAGACAAGGGAUUUCAGCCACAAGCGUGGGUUUCAUAUUGCAGGAGGGCUUGUUUGGAGGAGGAGAUGGAGGUUGGGGUGGAGGAGGACCCGCAUCCUGCCGCAUCUCUGUGCCUGUGGGUGUACGUCGCGCCUCCACACAUACACGCACAUACGUGCCCAUCUGCUGCACACAGCACACUCGCAUGACUUGCACCAGUACAUGCAUCUGUAAUAUAGUUUCUAAGUCUGUUUAAGGCUAGGAACAGAAUAUGGCCCAUUGUCAAUGGGUCCACAUUUCUCCCCAGCUCUUCUGCCCUAAGGCAGUGUGGCUCAGGGCUUAAAAAAUAAUUCGGUACUGUUUGUAAGAACACUUUUAUGGAGUUAACGGAAGGUGAGUUAAAAGCAUGGUUUUCUUGAGCAUCUCUGUGAGAAUCUGGUUUCAGGGGGAUAUAUCGAUUGGACCUGUCCUUGGAAAGCUUGUGGUGGGGGGAGCCAGCCUCAUUGCCCAUGUCAGAGGCCAGAGGGGAUGCUCACCCCGUUUUAGUUGGCAUCAUUGUUUUUGAAUGUAGCACAAGUGAUGAACAGACUCCAUAAGAGUGUUUUAAAGAUUAACUUCCCAGGAAGUGAGUUAAAAAACAAUAAAAGCCCUUUGAGUUUAAAAAAAAAAAAAAAAAAAA
This is a messenger RNA of Carlito syrichta (Philippine tarsier), 3517 nucleotides long. It is a transcript of the gene CAMKK1, whose product is annotated as calcium/calmodulin dependent protein kinase kinase 1. Lineage: Eukaryota; Metazoa; Chordata; Mammalia; Primates; Tarsiidae. Gene Ontology annotation, molecular function: protein kinase activity; ATP binding. The record is from RefSeq and is a predicted model, not a curated record. Gene Ontology annotation, biological process: protein phosphorylation; CAMKK-AMPK signaling cascade; activation of protein kinase activity. The transcript has 15 exons. The coding region runs from base 40 to 1557 and encodes 505 amino acids.